Orussus abietinus is the source of this 14575-nucleotide messenger RNA. RefSeq names its product neurobeachin (gene rg). Gene Ontology annotation, molecular function: protein kinase binding. Gene Ontology annotation, biological process: intracellular protein localization. Gene Ontology annotation, cellular component: membrane; cytosol. The coding region runs from base 220 to 9882 and encodes 3220 amino acids. The transcript has 51 exons. NCBI's taxonomy places the organism in Eukaryota, Metazoa, Arthropoda, Insecta, Hymenoptera, Orussidae. The record is from RefSeq and is a predicted model, not a curated record.
CGCGGAGGUCGCGGCGAGCGCGCGCGUUGGUGACCGCUAGGGAGUUUGGUGCCUGCUCGCUGGCAGGCCGCUCACAACAGUGUCCACUUUCCAACAUGGCGGAUCAAUUUGUGUUGUAUUAUCAUGUGACGGAGCGAGAUCCGCGGUCAUAAGGCGACGAGUGCGCGAAUACCCGGUGGAAAUCCCGCGGCCGAGGAACCGGAAGGAACUGGGGCCACGAUGGCGGACGCGAAGAGCCCGCCGUUCGGGGAUAUCAAGCGACCGGAGGAGGUGGUGGCGAUGGCGAUGAACGACAGCCUGAAAUUCGCCGUGCUCAUCGGACUCAUCGAGGUGGGACAGGUGUCCAAUCGGGAAGUCGUCAACACCGUUCUUCAUUUGCUCGUGGGCGGGGAAUUCGACAUGGAGCUGAACUUCGUCAUUCAGGAUGCCCAGAACAUCAGGCACAUGCUGGAGUUGCUCGACCAUUGUCCACCCAAUUUGCAGGCAGAGAUAUGGAGCGUCUUCAUCGCCAUUUUGCGAAAAAGCGUGCGCAAUCUGCAAGCCUGCACGGACGUGAGUCUCAUAGAACACGUAUUACAUCGGCUGUCGCGUGCCGAGACCGUCGUGGCCGAUCUACUGAUCGACAUGCUGGGCGUGCUGGCGAGCUACAGCAUCACGGUGAAGGAACUGAAGCUCCUGUUCGGGGCAAUGAAGGCGGUCAAGGGCAAAUGGGCGUCUAACGAAGCACUUAAUGGGAACUUUCAGCCUCGCCAUUCGGCGAAACUGCUGAACGUCCUUCGCCAAAUGCCGCAACGAAACGGGCCCGAUGUAUUUUUCAGUUUUCCCGGCAGGAAAGGGUCGGCAGUCGUUUUACCACCUCUGGCGAGGUGGCCUUACGAGAACGGUUUCACCUUCACUACGUGGUUCAGGUUGGACCCCAUCAAUUCCGUUAACAUCGAGCGGGAAAAGCCGUAUCUUUAUUGCUUCAAGACUAGCAAGGGCGUCGGGUACUCCGCGCACUUCGUAGGAAAUUGCUUGGUCCUCACUUCCAUGAAGGUGAAGGGCAAGGGCUUCCAGCAUUGUGUCAAAUACGAAUUUCAACCACGAAAGUGGUACAUGAUUGCCGUAGUGUACAUAUACAAUAGGUGGACGAAGAGCGAAAUUAAAUGCCUGGUGAACUGUCAGCUGGCUUCGAGCACGGAAAUGGCGUGGUUCGUCUCGACCAACGACCCGUUUGACAAAUGCUACAUCGGUGCCACGCCGGAAUUGGACGAGGAACGGGUGUUCUGUGGACAAAUGAGCGCUAUAUAUUUGUUCAGUGAGGCACUGACGACGCAUCAGAUAUGUGCAAUGCACAGAUUAGGACCUGGAUAUAAGAGUCAGUUCCGGUUCGACAACGAGUGUUACCUCAACUUACCCGACAAUCACAAAAGGGUGAGUGAUGAGCAGGAACUCACGAGCAUGGUGGACCAAAGUAUACAGCCUGUGCUCUACGAUGGGAAAUUAUCCAAUGCAAUUGUGUUCAUGUACAAUCCCGUAGCGACGGAUUCCCAACUCUGCUUGCAGAGUGCACCAAAGGGAAACGUCUCUUACUUUGUACAUACACCUCAUGCUCUCAUGUUGCAGGACGUGAAAGCCGUCAUAACGCACUCUAUACACAGCACCUUAAAUUCUAUCGGCGGAAUUCAAGUGCUUUUCCCAUUAUUUUCGCAGUUAGACAUGCCUUAUGACUGUACAGCCCCCAACGACAUAAAAAGAGACCCUACAUUAUGUUCGAAAUUAUUGGGCUUCAUCUGCGAUCUGGUGGAGAGUUCGCAGACCGUCCAGCAACAUAUGGUGCAAAAUCGAGGAUUUCUGGUGAUAAGUUUCAUGUUGCAAAGAGCCAGCAGGGAUCACCUCACCACGGAAGUCCUUGCAUCGUUUCUCGAACUUACCAAACAUCUCGUUACGUGUUUGAGUGCGAAUAGUGACCUUCUACUGAAACAGAUGUUUUACUUUUCAUUCCUAACAUGGCAGCUGUUGGACCAUGUCCUUUUUAAUCCUGCCUUGUGGAUAUACACCCCGGCCCCGGUACAAACGAGGCUGUACUCGUAUCUGGCGACGGAGUUCCUUAGCGACACGCAAAUCUACUCGAACGUAAGGCGGGUCUCUACGGUUCUACAGACGGUUCACACGUUGAAGUACUACUAUUGGGUGUCGAAUCCACGAGCCAAGAGUGGCAUUACACCCAAAGGACUUGAUUUAAAUAUUGCAGAUGGUCCGAGGCCACAACAGAAGGACAUAUUGACGAUACGCUCGUAUAUCCUGCUGUUUCUGAAACAACUGAUCAUGAUCGGGAAUGGGGUUAAAGACGACGAACUCCAGAGUAUCCUCAAUUAUUUGACGACGAUGCAUGAAGAUGAAAACUUGCACGACGUCUUGCAAAUGCUAAUAUCCUUGAUGUCCGAACACCCGUCAUCGAUGGUUCCUGCAUUCGACGCGAAACAGGGUGUUAGAACAAUUUUCAAAUUACUCGCUGCAGAAAGUCAACUAAUUCGUCUUCAAGCUCUAAAACUGUUGGGAUUCUUCCUUAGCCGGAGCACGCAUAAAAGAAAAUACGAUGUAAUGAGCCCUCACAAUUUGUACACGUUACUUUCGGAGAGGUUGCUGCUAAAUGAGGAAACGUUAUCGUUACCGACGUACAAUGUCUUAUACGAGAUAAUGACGGAACACAUUAGUCAGCAAAUUCUUUACACGAGACACCCAGAACCAGAAUCUCACUACAGACUAGAGAACCCGAUGAUUUUGAAAGUAGUAGCCACGUUAAUUCGUCAGUCGAAACAAACCGAACAAUUGUUGGAAGUUAAGAAGUUGUUCCUCUCGGAUAUGACCUUGUUAUGCAAUAAUAAUCGGGAAAAUCGGAGGACAGUACUUCAAAUGUCGGUUUGGCAAGAAUGGCUGAUUGCAAUGGCCUACAUCCACCCAAAGAAUACAGAGGAACAAAAGAUAUCCGACAUGGUAUACUCGUUAUUCCGGAUGUUGUUACAUCAUGCCAUUAAACAUGAAUAUGGCGGAUGGCGAGUGUGGGUCGAUACUUUGGCAAUUGUCCAUUCGAAGGUCUCUUACGAGGAAUUUAAACUUCAGUUUGCACAAAUGUACGAACACUACGAAAGACAGCGUUCUGACAACAUCACAGAUCCUGAGCUGAGGCAACAGAGGCCAAUAAGUACAAUAUCGGGAUGGGAUCAACAGCAUCAAGGAAAUAACGGCUACAGCAGACCCUCGCCAUGGACCAAUCAGCAACCCCAAGAAGUGCAACAGGCGGAAAACAAUUGCAAGGAGUACGAGGCAUCGGAAGGUAACGAUCGUCUCGAAGAGUCCUGCAGUUGCGAUUUGAAUUCGAUAGACAACACCGAAAGUGACGGAAGUCCUUCGAUCAUGAAAUCGAGGAGCGAAACUCUGGAGACCCUCCAGUCGAGCGAAGCUGUGUCAUUAGAUUCAAGAUUGAGCGACAAAUUGGACACCCCGACAACUGCCCGAGAAAAUCACGUGGACACUCCAACGAUUCUCGAAGAGGCGAACAGCGAAGUAGUUUCACUGCCAACGACACAAGAGACUAGCGAAGUUAUAUCGAUAGAGAGUUCCAGUGAUCUUUAUAGCGAGGUGCAUAAAAUCGAGAGUUUGAGUCCCGAGUUGGUUCAUUCUACGAUCAUAGACCCCGCGGUAAUGGAUGACACCUGCGACACCAAACCCGAAACUACCGUAGAGUCCAUACCGUCUGACGCAGCAAAAGAAGAAACACCCUCGGAAAAUGCAAAGGAGGACGCAUCUCCGCAAGAAAUCGAUACGGAAACCCACGAAGAGACAACGGUUAAAGACCCAGAUAGGCCUCCAGAUACAAAAGACGAAAAAGAUCCAACCAUAGGCACUUCUACCCAAGAAUCAGAAAUAUCGGACGAUAAGGUCCCCUCGAAAAACGUUCAGCAGGAUAUCGAAGAGAAAGAGGCUCAACUUGACGACUCUUCGGGAAUCGAACAGGACACUCCGACCGUUGUUGAAUCGCAAGAACAGAUUACGGAACCAACGGAGAAAUCCGUGGAUAACUACGAGGAAAGCGACGACAGAACCGAGCGAACCGAAAGUCCGGUCGACUCGUCAAGAGGAGACGCCAUUUCGCCAAUCGUAGAGAUUACCCCGCAGUCCGAAGAUCCCAACGAAGCUGCAAUGAAAGAAAUGGAAAAACUUCAACUGGAUAACGAUCGAGAUAUUAUCGACAGCGACACUUCGGAGGCGUAUUUGACACCAACGGAGAAUCAAGAUACCUCCAGUGACAACAAAGUGAACGACGCGGACUCGAGAGAGCAGUUGGAGAACGCGAGCAAAAAUACGGACGACGACAACGAAGGCAGCAAAACGGACGUCAAGGAAAACGACAAGGACGAGGAAGAGUCAGCAGAUAACGUGGGCGUCAAGACCGAAGACGACGCGGAUUCUGUAAAAAGUCUGAAUUGCUCAAUUAGGGUAACGGGGAGCUCUACGGACGGCGUCGUGGACGGGACGGAGGUGGUGGAGGUGGUGGAGGCAGAAGCCGAUGAGGUCGGAUCGGCUGAAGACGCGGUCGUGAGCAACGGUGAGUGCGGGGCAACGACGACGGGCGACGAGGAGACGGAGGACAAAAGUGCUGUUAUUAAUGGUAACGAGGAGGAAGACAAGGGUGUUAACGAAAAACGUUCAAGAGAGCCGUCCAAUAUUUCUACUAGCCUAAGUGAUAAGGAGGUCGCCGCGAUAACUGGCGAGGUAGAGGUAGCCAGUAGCGUUUGUAAUAGUAGCGAUGUUCAAAGUUCUGUAGAUAAUCCGACGCAAGUGCCAAAUCCUAAGCAGCAAAUUCCAACAAUAUCUACGGUCUGUGAUGCAACUAAAAGUUUGCCCGAUGGUGUGCCUCAAAUCGUUAGUUCUAAUGUGAUUGCAAGGGACAAUCCGUCGUUGUUGAAUGACUUAAGUCCGGAACGAGUAGAUGCCCGUCGCAGAUCGAGCCUGCCAGUAGUCAACUCGGAAAACAACGGGGAGGAGUCGUGCGGAGAUGAGCCGCCCUCGUUACCUGUCCCUCUGAGGAAAUCGUCACCCCAGAAACGACCACGGAGUGCCUCCACUUCCACCCAGGUGGAUCCCAAUCAAUUCGAGUCGAAGAGAGCGAAACAAGGGAACCCUUCGAUGAGGCCAAUGUUCAGUCCAGGACCCACCCGGCCUCCGUUCAGAAUACCAGAAUUUAAGUGGUCUUACAUACAUCAGCGUUUACUAUCCGACGUCCUCUUCUCCCUCGAAACGGAUAUUCAAGUUUGGAGAAGUCAUUCUACAAAAUCGGUACUGGAUUUCGUCAACAGCAGUGAAAACGCCAUAUUUGUAGUAAACACUGUCCAUCUAAUUUCUCAACUGGCUGACAAUCUUAUAAUAGCCUGCGGUGGACUUUUACCAUUAUUGGCAUCUGCGACGUCACCGAAUAGCGAACUGGACGUAAUCGAACCAACUCAGGGUAUGCCGAUCGAGGUAGCGGUUUCUUUCCUCCAAAGACUCGUCAACAUGGCCGACGUACUUAUCUUCGCCAGUUCUCUAAAUUUCGGAGAAUUGGAGGCCGAAAAGAAUAUGUCCAGCGGUGGGAUUUUACGACAAUGCUUAAGACUGGUCUGUACAUGUGCCGUUAGAAACUGCUUAGAGUGUAAAGAACGUGGCAGAUCGUACAGCAUGUUAGGUCGACCGAUUGGCUCUAGUAAUAAAUCACAACAUAUACAAUCACUCAUUCGAGGAGCACAAACUUCCCCCAAGAACAUCGUGGACAAUCUUGCAAACCAACUAAGUCCGGUUAAGGAUCCUGAAAAGCUCCUGCAGGAUAUGGACGUGAAUCGGUUAAGAGCAGUGAUAUACAGAGAUGUUGAAGAAACCAAGCAGGCCCAGUUUCUGUCCCUGGCUAUAGUUUACUUCAUCUCUGUACUAAUGGUCUCAAAAUAUCGAGACAUCUUAGAACCACCGGUUUCCCAACGUCCACCAAGUCCUGUGCAAACGGUUCAGACAAACGGAGCAAAUCUAAGGCCUGGUAGCCCAUCAGAAAGCGGAGGUAUCAUGAGUCAAUCUGGUUCUCAAGACGAUGGCGAGUACGAGGUGAUAAUCGUCGACGAGAACAACUCGUCAAUUUUGGCAGAUCAUGACGUGACGUCGUCCGGUCCACCAUCGACGAAGGGGGGCCAUAGUGGUCGGCCACGGACAAUCCUCCAGGAUUUCAACUCGUCAGAACCUACGCUUGGCUCUUCUACAAGGUCCGAUCCACUGCCACGAAAUAUUCAGAGCAACGAUUCCAGCGAGGAAACCAUACACCCGAGCAACAUCCCCGCCGAUCCAAAUCACUCGGAUAACGAAAACAAGUUGAACUCCUCCGAAGAGGCCUGGACCGACGUAAAUCUUAACGAGGACGGCGACAUUCCGAUCUCCAAUGCAAGGGAGGAUCCUCGAAAUAUUCAUAACAUGGUCCACACCCACGGAAAUCCCGACAGCGAGGGCAACGCGUUGGACCAGGAGCGGGGAGAGAAGCCGUCGACGGAGAUCUCGGUGGUGCGAGUGCCGGACAGGCUCGUCGUGACGGCGGCGUCCCCCAGGCCGGACGACCUGCCGAUCAAGGGCCUCGUCGAUCACCUGCCGGUACCGACGCCGUCGCGCGAGGCGUCGCUCACGCAAAAACUCGAGAUGGCGCUGGGCUCGGUCUGCCCGCUCCUGCGCGAGAUCAUGGUGGACUUCGCGCCCUUUCUUUCCAAGACGCUCGUCGGCUCGCACGGCCAGGAGCUGCUGAUGGAAGGCAAAGGUUUAACGACCUUCAAGAACAGCAACUCGGUGGUCGAGCUGGUGAUGCUGUUGUGCUCCCAGGAGUGGCAAAAUUCGCUCCAGAAGCAUGCCGGGUUGGCCUUUAUCGAGCUGAUUAACGAAGGAAGAUUGUUGUCGCAUGCCAUGAAAGACCACAUAGUGCGCGUGGCAAACGAAGCGGAGUUCAUCUUAAACCGGAUGCGAGCGGACGACGUUCUCAAGCACGCUGACUUCGAGUCCCAAUGUGCCCAGACCUUGUUGGACAGACGCGAAGAAGAAAGAAUGUGCGACCAUCUAAUUACAGCUGCGCGAAGACGCGAUAACGUCAUCGCCAGCAGAUUGAUGGAGAAAGUUCGCAACAUACUCUCGAACAAGCACGGUGCUUGGGGCUACAUGGAUCCGAUGGCCGCCAAACUAGCCGAGUACUGGAAACUGGACGCCUGGGAGGAUGAUGCACGUAGACGCAAACGUUUCGUGCACAAUCCUCUAGGGUCUAGUCAUCCCGAAGCCACGUUGAAGGCGGCUUUGGAGCAUGGAGCACCCGAGGACGCGAUCCUGCAGGCACGCGAAGAAUUCCAUGCUCAUCUUGCAGCUUCGAGGGCUCAUCAUCAGCAGCUGCAGUCCGCGGAUCUCAUGGACGAUAGCGAGCUCCUGUCCGAUGAUCGCGAUCUGGACAAUGACCUUACCGGACCCGUGAACAUCAGCACCAAAGGGAAGCUGAUUGCCCCUGGAAUCGUUGCCCCCGGGAUCGUCUCGGUGACCUCGACGGAACUCUACUUCGAGGUCGACGAAGACGACGAGGAGUUCAAGAAGAUCGACGGAGAGGUGUUGAAGUACUGCGACCACUUGCACGGUAAAUGGUACUUUUCGGAGGUCCGCGCCAUUUUCUCGAGACGGUACCUUCUGCAGAAUGUGGCCAUCGAGAUUUUCCUGGCGAGCAGGACUUCGAUCCUGUUCGCUUUCCCGGAUCAAGCCACCGUCAAGAAAGUCAUCAAGGCGUUACCGCGCGUUGGAGUUGGAAUCAAGUACGGAAUUCCGCAAACCAGGAGGGCAUCGAUGAUGUCUCCGCGCCAACUCAUGAGAAGCUCCAAUAUGACUCAAAAGUGGCAACGACGAGAGAUCUCCAAUUUCGAGUAUCUGAUGUUCCUGAACACCAUCGCCGGCCGAACGUACAACGACUUGAACCAGUACCCCGUAUUUCCGUGGGUACUCACCAAUUAUGAAACCAAAGAACUGGAUCUCAGUUUACCCAGCAAUUAUAGGGAUCUGUCUAAGCCAAUCGGUGCACUGAAUCCCAGCAGGCGAGCGUACUUCGAGGAACGUUUUCAGAGCUGGGAGCACGAUAGCAUACCUCCGUUUCACUAUGGUACCCACUAUUCAACCGCAGCCUUCGUUCUCAAUUGGCUAAUUCGCGUGGAACCGAUGACCACUAUGUUCUUAGCCCUUCAAGGUGGCAAAUUUGAUCAUCCCAACAGACUCUUCUCCUCCGUUGCUCUUUCCUGGAAGAGCUGUCAACGUGACACUUCCGAUGUAAAGGAACUCAUUCCAGAAUUUUUCUUCCUACCGGAAAUGCUGGUAAACAGCAAUCGCUACAGACUUGGCAGGCAAGAAGACGGUAGCACCGUAGGGGAUGUAGAAUUGCCUCCCUGGGCUUCUUCGCCCGAGGAAUUUAUCAGAAUUAAUAGAAUGGCUCUUGAAUCCGAGUUCGUCUCCUGCCAACUUCAUCAGUGGAUCGAUUUGAUAUUCGGUUACAAACAGAAAGGUCCGGAAGCUGUUCGAGCUACUAACGUCUUUUACUAUUUGACGUACGAGGGGAGCGUCGAGUUGGACUCCAUAGCUGACCCCGUCAUGAGGGAAGCUAUAGAAAAUCAAAUUCGAAAUUUCGGGCAAACACCGUCGCAGCUUCUAAUGGAGCCGCAUCCUCCGAGAAGCUCGGCGAUGCAUUUGUCCCCGAUGAUGUUCUCGAGCAUUCCCGAUGACGUUUGCAUGACCAUCAAGUUUCCCUCGAAUUCGCCGAUUUGCCAUAUUUCGGCUAACACCUAUCCUCAGUUACCGUUACCUUCGGUGGUCACCGUUACCACCGGUCAGCAGUUUGCCGUCAACCGCUGGAACACUAGUUAUGCCGCAUCCGUACAAUCACCCAGUUAUGCCGAUACUCCUCAAGCACAAGCUGUAAAUCAACCGCUGUCAAUGGACCCUGUGCUAUCUCAAACCGCGAACAGCUCGAAUCCUGCUCUACGUCGGCACUUGGGUGACAACUUCAGUCAAAAAUUAAAGAUUCGUAGCAACUGUUUUGUAACAACGGUGGAUAGUCGUUUCCUCGUAGCGUGUGGAUUUUGGGACAACAGCUUCCGGGUUUUCUCGACGGAAACUGCAAAAAUCGUGCAGAUAGUCUUCGGCCAUUACGGGGUCGUAACUUGUCUGUCGCGUAGUGAGUGCAACAUCACGUCGGAUUGUUACAUCGCUUCCGGAAGUGCCGACUGUACUGUACUGUUGUGGCAUUGGAAUGCCAGGACUCAAACAAUUGUUGGCGAGGGCGAAGCCCCCGCCCCCCGUGCAACGUUAACCGGUCAUGAGCAGCCCGUAACAGCCGUUGUCAUUUCUGCCGAAUUAGGACUCGUUGUCUCUGGAUCGUACUAUGGACCCGUUUUGGUGCACACCACUUUUGGGGAUUUGUUGCGUUCUUUGGACGCACCUACUGGAUUUUCAUCCCCUGAAAAUAUUGCCAUGUCUCGCGAAGGAGUCAUCGUUGUUAAUUAUGAACGUGGUCAUAUAGCUGCGUUCACCAUAAACGGCAAACGUUUGCGACACGAGUCUCACAACGAUAAUCUCCAGUGCUUGCUGUUGAGUAGAGACGGAGAAUAUUUAAUGACCGGUGGUGAUAAGGGUAUCGUUGAAGUCUGGAGGACGUUCAAUCUCGCUCUACUUUACGCUUUUCCGGCCUGUGAAAGCAGUGUUCGUUCUUUAGCACUUUCCCACGAUCAGAAGUUUUUACUGGCUGGUCUGGCAAACGGUUCGAUCGUGAUAUUCCACAUCGAUUUUAAUCGGUGGCAUCAUGAAUUCCAGCAACGUUACUGAAAUUAUGGUAUAUUCUGCUUCCGAAAGUAUGCCUUUGUUCGUUAACAAAAUGGCCACUUCGGAUAUUCGAGGACAAACCUCUCGAUCGAAUUAAUUGUCAUGGUGUUUAAAGAAACGGAGAACAAAGCAGGAAUUACCACCGAAUAACAAAAUUAAUAAUUGCCGACUAAAGCUGACUGGAGCACUACCGAUUCGUGUCAUGGUAAACAGAAGAACGAAAAGUUUGAAGGGCUUGGAAAAACUUAAAGAGACAUAAAGAAUAACCGGAUUAGUUGAAUCGACAAGACUAUCCAAAUCUAUAAUAGUAGCUGAAUAUAUGAAUAUGCUGACACAGAGUAUAACUACUCGAGUAAAUACGCUGAAGUUUGCAGAAUUCGCGGGAUCAAUUUGACAUUUCCAAUUAAGUUGGCUCGCGUGGUAAUUGCUAUAAAUCGUUAGGUAUUUUCUGGUACUUAAAUGCGCGUACUUAAAGUGUAUACAUCGCCGAUCUCGUUAAUGGACAUUUGUACGUAGGUCUUUUUCGUGGCGAAGAAAAGAACCCGACCCGAUACUUAAUCAAACUAGCCGAACUUUCCUAUGACUGCGGAGUCCUUAUUGAGUUACUACUACCGUCGCGAUAGGAUCACGAAUUAUGAAUCAUGCGAUCACCCCGAAUUAAUACAGCAUGAAAUCCGGUUCAGGAUAAACUCCGAGCAGAUCAGCAAUAAUCGCUAUUAAGUUUGACGAGUUAAAAAUCGGGCAACACUCCGGAAAAGUGAGCACUUCCGCGUGCGAGCUGCCUCUCGGUCGCAACUUCUUGAGGUAAUUUAUUUCGGGAUUUCAAUAGAACCUUUCGUAAGAUUCUUCGAUCCGAGGAACGCAUGAAAGACAAAGAGGAAAGUGGUAGUAAAGAUGAUAAGAGAAGAGAGAAAGGGAAGCUUCCAAACGCCGUGCAAGCUUCGGAUAAAGCGCGAACUCGCGCGAUAACGCUAGUCAAUUACAGAAGAGCGAAUUAGUGCGGAAGGACGGAUUAAUCCGCUGUAUAAAAAGAUGCGAACUAAUCCGUUGACAUCCCGAUCGCUGGAGGCUUCCUGAAUUAAGUCGAGGAAACGCGAGCGACGUUAAAACAUUUAAAAGUAAAAGAAACGGGAAAGAGAAUAGCGAUUCGAUGAGAGAUGCCAAACUGCGCGUAACUUAUUUUUAUGCGUCGACUUACACGUAAGGUUUGGCGUAUUAAUGAUAUAUCGUGUUUAGCGGGUCCCGUUGUAAAUAAAAAAAGAAAAAAAAAGUACCAUUGUACCUAGGUAUAGCUUAACGCGAACGCCCCAGUUCGCGUGCAACGUACUGCACUAAUUCUGCGCCGACAUUGCAAACGCUCGUACUGACUUCCGGCUGUAAAUCCGUAGAUUUUAUCGAGUUCCACGGUAUGCUCCGAGAGGAGCCUAUAACGCAAGAGAACUUGUACAUGUAAAUCCCCGCAAAGCUAAUCCCCGACUUUCGCGUCCUUCGAACGAGAUCCUAAUUUCAUCAAAGCCGUCCAGCUUAACUUCGUCAGGAUAUAUCUCUUAGUAUUUUCGCAUGCGACAUUCUAUCGAUAUGGAUAAUUCCGAUGAAUUAAUUAGGCUAAUGGGCCCCGCUUUGGAUGGCAAACGAGGUGCGAACUAAUCGCCGACGUUUUGGAGAAUCUUAGCAAAUCUCCGUAUUUUAGGGUAGUCCUUACAAAAUGACGGUGAUCGGUACUUCAAUUUAUUUUCUAAGGACUAUCCUAUCGAGUAUGCGAGCAGAGACAGGCGUUAAAGUGAGAAUAUACAAUUUUGUUCAUUAAUAUGUGAGAGUGAUGUUCAGUGUGACUGUAAUUGUGAAAUUGCAAUAGGGUGGUUGACAAGUAAACGCAAGAUUGCGGCAGCAAACGUAAUUGUACGAUAGUCAUGGUUGCACGCUGCUUAAAUGAAUUAAUGUUACAAUUUAUAUGUGCACUGCUGCAUGAUGAUCACUAUCUCCUCAUUGGGUAGAUCUCUAUGGUGCAAUAUUACAGAUACGACAGAUUUGACGAUACUUCGUAGCGGCGAUUUUAAUUUAUCUAUACUAGAACUUGUGAGGUUGUAGAAACCAAGUCGACGCUGUACUCAAACUGAACGUUAGUUGAUCUUAUAUGAAGAUGUACUAAGAUCUCAAUUGAGUUAGUCGACGCAUAAUUCGGUUUUCAACUUAAUUCCUUUUCACGUUACAUGGAUUUUUUGUGCUAUUGCAACCGUUGUUAAGCAAGUUCUUGUUUCCCUUCUUUUAAAGUCACGCACAUAAUGCCGUAGCUAGUCAAGAACUGCAAAAUGUCAUUAACCGUUUGCAGGCCCACUUAGCUGUCGAUAUGCAUAUAUUUAAUAGACACUCUACAGUUAAAAGUAGAUAUCUGUAAGUCCACGGAGUCAUCAUUGUAAGCGACGCGUGAUCGGGCUUGUCGCAUCGUAACGCAACUAGUUCAUCCCGCCUCGAUACUGCUGUGAAUGAUGUCUUUUUUUUUAAGCUCAUCUUGCUAUACGACGUCGGGGUAACGAGCUCCAUUCUCGAUAUCAUGCAACGAUCUCGUUAAUUGGCCAUUCACCGAGCUGAUAAUUCCGAUCGUAUUGCCGAAUUAAAACCGUCUGAAGUCUUAACGUUCCGUACUAAGCACGUUAAUGUAACUUAACGCAUUUAUUAUUUACAAAUUCUUUUCGGUUGUUGACGUUUUCAAGACGUUAGUUUGUGUUUUAAAAAAGGUGUAAAAUUUAUUUAAAAGUGAAUUAAUCCGGUACCGGUUUCACUUACGUCCCGUGUACGAAUACGGUCGUACAUUGUAUGAGAAUUCGAGAAUCGAGUUCCGAUAAUCGACGAGAAUUUUGGGAAGCGAAGAAACGCAGAGUUCGUGCCUGAUUAAUUUUCUUGCAAAAUGCGUGAUUCUAAAGCGGAUUCACGCGAUUUCCGCACGCGGAUACGCGGCUCGUUAUGCAGGCGCGUCACUGUAUUAUUUUUGCAAGCAUAAAAAAGUGAUCGUUAACAAACAAAAAGAAUUAGGAAACAUUCCAUCUGCAUUUCAUAUUUUCACACUUGGCAUGCGCGCAAGUCGCCGAAGUAGCGCUGAGUCCUUGUUGGAAAGAUUCGACAAACUCGGACGAACGUGGGCAAAAGCACAAAGAGAAAAUGGUCAAAAGUAUCGUAACUAAGUAUUUCUGCUUUUGCCACCCGAGGACGACUUUAUUGACUUUUUUUGGAAGGCAAGCAAGCUCCCGAAUUGCGCGAACCGCAUCGACGAGCGGCGCGAGUCGAUGCGAAUAUGAAGCAGAGUUUUUAUAUUUGUUUAUACAUAUAUAUAUAUAUACAUAAUAUAUAUACAUAUAAAUAUAUAUAUAUAUACAUAGGUGUGAAUGCUGCAAUUUUCAAGGCAAGUUGUUAGUGAAUUCCCUCCAUAAUGCAGAAACAAAAAAAGAGAAGAAUGAAAGAGAGUAAAAACGAACGCGGGGAGAGAUCGCGAAGGAAAGGAAGUUAACUCAAAUCAAUUUCUGUCCGAACUUAAAUACACUUCGGUAUAAAAUAAUGCUACUAUUUUAAAUAUAACGCUAAGUACAACGCUACGAGAGUUUGCCUAUAUUAUUAUCGUAUCAUCUUUAUCGUUAAUACACGGAUUCGGAUACGGAGCAUAGAUUUGUAUAUUCGAAUUCGCGGAAGCACAUUACAUGUUUACGUGUGGACAUAAUUUUAAUUACCCCGCCUCGCAGUCAAAAAGAGUGUGUAUCGAUAACGCGAGCAUUGCGAUAAAAGGCCGUGUAAAGUUCUAUUCGGUUCGUCGAAGCUCGAACCAGACAGUGUUAAAAUAAAGUCUAGGCUAUCGUACUUAUAGUGUUUAUAUGAGCGUAGCUACGAGGAAGAAAACGAAAAGAGAAAAACGAAGUACCGAGAAAAAAGAGCGUUACUUUAGCGUUUCGCGCGCUUUCACUCUAGACUCGUGGUCUGCCGGAUUUUCGACGAUUUUUCAAAUUGCGGAAAUUCACCGAGAGCGUGUCUCGAAGUAACGGAAAGAGUACGCGAGAAUUACGGUAGAUCCUUUUUUCAAUAACGAUAGCUAUAACGAUAGGUAGGUCUCUAACCGCAUAUAAUUUCCUCGUCCGUACGAAACGAUAAUCGGGAGGUAGACGACUCUAGGUUUGAAAAAGCAACAUUCACCGUAACUUUAAAGUUUGUAACGCAGGAUUUGCGAUGAAAAUUGCAAAUCGCCUCGUAAUUAAUCUCUAACCGCGCUUGCGCUCCCCCUUUUGGGUAUUCGAUAUCGCUGAGAGUAUGCAAACAAAAGUCGUAGAAUUAGCGCCAAUAGCGCUGCGAAAAAUGGCCUAAUUUUCAAUCGGUAGCCACGAGACGUUUUUCAAAAAAUUAUGGAGGAACGAGCCGAUUUUAGCGCGAUCUAAAUGCCGGGAUGCGAGUCGUGUACGUAGGUUGCAGGAAAAAUAAAUGGAUUCAAUAAGUUUAACAUAACGCAAAUUGCGCCAAGUACCUCUUACCGGCAAGUAGAAGUACUUAAAUCGUUGCUACUUACUUAUGGAGUAAGCUCUAUUGCUUAUUUUAUACUUAGAAUUAUCAUAACGUUUCGAUUAGCAGUGACAUAAUGGGAAAGUUGUAUCCUAGCAUAAGGUAGACUAAUAUGUAAAGAUAAUUAGUAAAAUAAAUUAAAAGUACAUUUGAUGUUGCA